Messenger RNA from Lizanozyma spartinae, 1401 nucleotides. It is a transcript of the gene RRT5, whose product is annotated as Regulator of rDNA transcription protein 5. NCBI's taxonomy places the organism in Eukaryota, Fungi, Ascomycota, Pichiomycetes, Serinales, Debaryomycetaceae. Gene Ontology annotation, molecular function: nucleic acid binding. The transcript has 2 exons. The coding region runs from base 1 to 1401 and encodes 466 amino acids. The record is from RefSeq and is a predicted model, not a curated record.
AUGCUCAUUGUCGUAUUGAUUCCAAGUUAUGUUCCACGUUUCAGCAGGAACCAUCGUAGUCAAAGCUGGGGCAUUGCCUUUGCCCAGUUUGACAACGUUGACGUUUGCUGUCAAGUUAUUAAUGAUUUGAACGGAACCAACUUUCAACGUCGGCAAAUUAAUGUCAGACUCUAUACACCAUAUGAAGGUACAAAAAGUUACCCUGAAAAGCCACAUAGUAGCAACAACCAUUAUUUGAAGGAUAGUGAACCUUCAGCUACUGAGACUGAUACUGAGAAUCAAGGAGUGAUACUCAGUAAAUAUAAAUUCAGUAAACAUGGAUUCAAAUUCCCUGGGGAAGGAAGAUUCAAAAGAAGACAUAAAAAAGAACCAGAAAGUAUAAGAUAUGUGGGCUUAGAAAGGGGUCCUGAAUUUGAGGAACCAAAACAUUCAGAUACUCAGAAGGAAAAGGCUGCGGAUGAGGAAGAUGAAAUCGGCAAGAACGAUUAUGCCACAAGUAUAAAUGAUUCAUCGUCUGCCCCAGUUGAAACUAUGAUACCUUCCUCCGGACUUAGUCCUUCAGUGGUUCCCAGAAAAAGUAUCCCCACAACAGCUGUUGAUGAACUUCCUGCUUUACCUGAUAACUCUACGUCAGCUUCUUUUGCUUCUACUGUUCCAACCAAAUAUCAGUUAUCUUCUGACACUAUUUUCAUUCAAAAUAUACAUUCUGGUGUCACAGAUAAGGAGGUUCGCACUGUGUUCAAUGAAUAUAAUCCUUCCAAGGUUUUCAUAUUUAAAGCCAAUCGUUACACUUCUACCAACAGAUUUGCUAGAGGGAACUUAAAGCCGGGUAUGCGUCCAAAUGUUAAUAUCUUGGUAACAGUUGAUGUUAGCCAAUUCUCGGUACCUGAUAUUAUUACCCGUAUGAAACAUACAAAGUUGCAUGGCCAUCCUAUGCUAAUGAAAGUUGCAUUAUUACUGAGAGUUAAAGCAAUUGAAAAAAUAUCAAACCAGAGGGGAAGCCAAUUAAAUUCUAAUACAACUGAAACUUCAUUGGCUACUGAGGUGAAAGAAUUACCGUUGCUGAACACGGUAGACACUCUCCUGACUUCUACAACAGAAGAGGUAGCAUGCAUUGAAAAUGUACAACCCUCAUGUCCUGUUAAUGAACUGAAUUCAGAAGCCAGUCCAAUUUUAGAUUUCAUGCCCGGAUCCCUGGGAAUAACCAGUGAUCUGGUUACUUACAAUGAUGUCAAAGAAACAGAAUCCGAAGUUGUUGAAUCUGCAUCUAAGUCGGUUACUGCUUCGAAUAAUGAGGGUUCCAAUGCUGGUGGGUUGGCUGAAUCAAUGGCUGAGUGUCUGAGUGCUUGUAAACUUGAUUGGGCCUCAGAACCUGUCGAUCUGAAUAUUGCCGUUGAUUAG